Molecule: messenger RNA, 957 nt
Organism: Kluyveromyces lactis
Lineage: Eukaryota; Fungi; Ascomycota; Saccharomycetes; Saccharomycetales; Saccharomycetaceae
Gene: ATP11
Product: Atp11p
Exons: 1
Coding region: 1-957 (318 amino acids)
Biological process (GO): mitochondrial proton-transporting ATP synthase complex assembly
Cellular component (GO): mitochondrion
Source: RefSeq, a predicted model, not a curated record
AUGAUAAAAAGCUGGACCCGUGUUGUUAAAAGAUCGGCCUCGCAACUAUCUGCUACGCAAUUCAAACGUAUUAUUGGUGCGUCAUCAAUCCAAUCAAACUCUAGUUACUCUACUGAUUCAUUAGAACAACAGUACAAGGACAAGCUUUUGGACAAGGCUCGCGAACAAGGUUUUAAUAGCAUUGAGGAACUUAAGAAUUCUUUGAAAGAAGAAAUUGAAAAGAAGAAACUCGAGUUAAACAGAAUUGAUCCACUGAAAGAAUUGGAAGACUACGAACAAAGAACCAAAAUGUCAUCUAACAUUGCUAAGUCCCGUGGUCCGAUUGAUCCAUCUAUGCCAAAACAGCCGUUUAAGACUUUGGACAGCUUUUUGGAUGUGGAAAAAGUGAAAAACCUCUCUAAACAAGAAUGCGAAUUUCUUUGGAGAGCCAGAUGGGCCAAUAAGGACAAUGUAUUGAACGCUGUUGUUCCAAUCGAUAUCUGGGAAAAGAUCAGUGCCUUAGCCAAAGAAAACCCAUUCUUCGUUAUCCCUUUGCCAAGAGAGCGUGCAGUUGAAGAAACUGCUGCUGAAUCUGCAGAGAAACAAGAACCGGCCAUGGAAAUGCAUUACAUUCAGUGGCAAUUUGUAGGACCUAAAACCGUCCACUGUAUUAUGACUACUCUAGCAGAGUAUAAAUUGCACAAAGAAUUUGCAAGACCUCAUACUACUCUACAGUUCCACUUGGAUUUGGCCAAGGAAAAGAACAUUGUAUUGAUGAACGGCCAAGUUGAAUCUGAUUCUAAUGUUUCCCUACCAGAAUCUCAACUAUUGCUUUUGAACGUUCAAAGAUUCUAUGGUGCUAUGGGACAAGACUCCGGGUUUGCCCAAAAGAGGGUCCAACUUUUGAAGGAUUUUACCAACGGAUCUCCAAACUUCAAUGUUGAUCUAUUAGUUGCUCUUUCUCAAGUUAUGGAGUAG